AUGUACAUCACAUCUUUUGGUUUGUAAUAAAGUGGAACUAAAUUUCGACCGUGCAACUGUAAAUUACGUAUUAUGUCUUAAUGAAAGCCGCCACCAGCUUGUAUUUUACGAUGGCGGAAUCGCAGGUUGCUAACAUAGUCAACGAAAUAUUGAGGGUGGAGGCAGUUGAAGAAGCCUUCAGCUGUUUCUUGGUCUAUAAGCCCGACCAGGAGAAUGAGAGGUUGGCAACCUACCAAAAGAAACUAUGUGCAGUCAUGACUACAAUCAGUGCAGACGUGCAGGAGUCUGCCAUCAGACAAUACCUCACUCUGACUGCGGUUCUCACCAACAGGCACAAAAUGAAGCAACUUCUGACACUCAUGGAAAAUUUAGUUAACACAAAUAUCAUACAGGCCCGGAUGCUCUGUGACUGCAUACUGACCAGUGAAAAACUUUCUUAUCAAAAUGCAGAUUACUGGAUAGAAUGUUUCAAUUUAAUCAGAAGAAUUAUAGGUGGUGUGGAUUACAAAGGCGUCAGAGAAAUCAUGAAGGGAUGUAGAGAAAAGGCACACACAUUACCUGUGCGGUUAAAUUCUUCAACAAUGCCUCAGAUGAAGGCCCUGUAUAAUGUCAUAGAGUACAUAUUUGACCGCAACGCGUCCUUGCUGCCCGCUUACUUUAUUGUUACGGAAAUACAGAAAGAUUACCCUGAUAAUAAUCACUGGCCACAUUGGCAACUUGCGAAGCUGCUGACAAGCUUUGUCCAAAGCUUCAAGCCGUGUGCACAAAUGGUGUCAAUUAUUGGGCACUCUCAUAUGCUGCCAGUAGUUGAGUACUCUGGCUACGCUGACCACUUGGUCAACCCGUGGCGCCUAGAUCCAACCACAUUAAAAUUCUCUCUCAAAGGAAGUUUGCCGUACGACGACAAACUAUUGAAACCACAAAUAGGCCUGCUAAGACACGUUUUGCAGCAGCCGUAUUCCAGAGACAUGGUGUGCUCCAUGCUGGGAUUGCAAAAGCAGCAUAAGCAGCGUUGCAUCGCUCUGGAAGACCAACUGGUAGAACUAAUGAUACUAGCCAUGGAGAAGAGUGAACAGGAAAACGAAGACGACGAAAUGUCGUCAACACACUGGUGCUGGUUACACCUAUCAUCACAAGUUAUUUAUUUAAUACUCUUUCAAUUUGCCUCAUUCCCUAAUAUAGUGAUGGGUCUUCACAACAAAUUGAUUGGGCACGAUAUGAGGAAGGGCAGAGAUCAUUUAAUGUGGGUGCUCCUUCAGUUUAUCUCUGGGAGUAUACAAAGGAAUCCGCUGUCAAACUUUUUACCCAUAAUAAAGCUUCAUGAACUGUUGUAUCCGGAGAAGGAGCCAUUACCGGUCCCCGAUUGUACGAGGGCCCACUGCACGCAUCAAAUGGCUGUGGUUUGCAUUUGGAUGCACUUGUUGAAAAAAGCGGAAUCGGAACAUAAAACAAUGCCUAUGCCGCAAAACCUAAAAGUGCAAUAUGACUUCCUUCAGCACUUCAUGACAUCGAACAACACGCCAAACCUCAUGGGCUCGGACUACCGCAUAGCUUUGCUCUGUAACGCGUAUUCAACCAACCAAGAAUACUACGCGCGGCCCAUGGGCAUUAUUAUAGAAACCCUCUUCGGCAGCCAGAAAGCCUUAUCCAACGGGAAUCCUGGGACACCAUUGCCUACAGUGCCACUGUCGAUGUGCAUACUUGACAGUCUUACUUUGCACUGCAAAAUGUCUCUGAUCCAUUCUAUAGUGACACACGUAGCGAAAUUAGCGCAGAACAAGACCAGUAUACCCGGGAGCAGUAUGAUGGCGCCGGCGCUCGUGGAAACGUACAGCCGCCUGCUGGUCUACACUGAGAUUGAGUCGCUUGGAAUCAAAGGUUUCGUUAUCCAACUUCUGCCGAACGUGUUUAAGUCGCAAGCGUGGGGCAUCCUGCACAACCUGCUGGAUAUGUUCUCGUACCGCAUCCACCACAUCCAGCCGCACUACAGGGUGACGCUGCUCUCCAACAUACACUCGCUGGCCGCGUACCCGCAGGCCAAUCAGACGCAACUGCAGCUCUGUUUCGAAAGCACCGCGCUACGACUCAUCACGAGUCUGGGCAGUUCAGGCGUGCAACUACAGAUGUCGCGAGUGGUGUCCGAGCCGAAGUCACUCGUGUCACAGGACAACGAGGAGCUGAACCGGGUGCUGGUGCUCACGCUGGCGAGGGGCAUCUACAUGAGCGGCACAGCCAACGACGGAGCGGCAGUGAAAGAGUUACUCACCACUAUAAUGACGAACACACCGCACAUGUGGUCUCAGCACACGUUGCAGUGCUUCCCGCCGGUGCUGGUCGACUUCUUCUCACAGAAUCCAGCACCCAAGGAAAAUAAGCAAGUGCUAAAGAAGUCCGUAGAAGAGGAGUAUCGCAAAUGGACUUCGAUGGCCAACGACAACGACAUAAUAUCACACUUCUCCGUGCCGGGCACGCCGCUGUUCCUCUGUCUGCUGUGGAAGAUGAUCUUCGAUACGAACAGGAUCAAUCCUAUUGCUUUCAAAAUCCUGGAACGCAUCGGCGCCCGUGCGCUCUCAGCUCACCUUCGCAAGUUCUGCGACUAUCUCGUAUAUGAGGUGACCAACCCGGCGGGCGGGCCGCACAUCAACAAGUGUGUUGACGCCAUCAACGACAUCAUAUGGAAGUACAACAUUGUCACCAUCGACAGGCUCGUGCUAUGUCUGGUGCUAAGGCCAAACCCUGACGGCAACGAGAGCCAAGUGUGCCUCUACAUCAUCCAACUCCUGCUGCUCAAGGGUUCCGAGCUUAGGAACCGGGCCCAAGACUUCGUCAAGGAGAACUCGCCUGAACACUGGAAGCAGAACAAUUGGUACGACAAGCACCUGGCAUUCCACAGAAAGUAUCCGGAGAAAUUCGCUCCGGAAGAGGCGAGCAGCGCGUACGGCGGGCCCAUACCAGUUUACCUCAGUAACGUGUGUCUCCGCUUCAUCCCCGUGCUGGAUAUAGUGGUACACCGCCACCUGGAGACGCCGCAGGUCAGCAAGAACCUGGAACAGCUGCUAGAGCACCUGGGAUACUUGUACAAGUUCCAUGAUCGACCCGUAACCUUCCUAUACAACACGCUGCACUACUACGAGACGAAGCUACGCGACAAGCCGCCGCUAAAGAGGAAGCUUGUGAACGCAGUGCUGGGGUCGCUGAAGGACGUGCGGCCCGCGGGCUGGGCCACCACGGACGCGUUCCAGGCGUACCUGGUGAAGACGGACGCGGACACCACGCCCUGGACCCCGGACCUUAACUACUACUUAAGUCUAGUUAAUAGGAUGGUUGACACAAUGACAGGCGUGUCCCACUUUCCGAACACCGACUGGCGUUUCAACGAGUUCCCGAACCCAUCAGCGCACUCCCUCUACGUGACCUGCGUUGAACUAAUGUCCUUACCUAUGGCCCCGGAUGUCGUCGGCAACAGCUUGCUCGACGUGGUCACGAAGGGCUUCGUAGUCAUACCGGCGACCAAGAUUCAACUCUGGAUCAACGCGAUAGGACUCAUAAUGGCUGCUCUGCCUGAUUCGUACUGGACUGUCAUUCAUGACAGGAUACUGGAAGCCACGACCCACAGCGACAUGACCGAGUGGCCGUACCAGCACUCGCUGUUCCAGCUGUUCAACCUGGCCACGACCAACGACGCCAUGUUGGAGAACAAGUACAGCCUCACGCUGGCGCUGGCCCACGCCGUCUGGUACCACGCCGGGGCCGGCCAGAUCAUGCAGGUCCCACAGUUCGUGAAAGAGAAACUGUCGCCGGAGAUCCACACAGAGACGCAGCUAGUGUUCCUGUGCCACCUGGUGGGGCCGUUCCUGCAGCGGUUCAACGCGGACGUCUCGCGCGCGGUCAUGGACAUCACCAUAGCGCUGUACGAGCUGCUCGCACACAUCGACAAGACGCAACCACAUUUGCAGUACAUUGAUCCUAUAUGCGAUCUGCUCUACCACAUAAAAUACAUGUUCGUCGGCGACACACUGAAAAGCGAAGUGGAGACGGUGAUCCGCAAGCUCCGGCCCGCCCUGCAGAUGCGGCUGCGGUUCAUCACGCACCUCAACGUGGAACAGAUCAACACCGCCUAGCAGAGCGACUACUACAGCUAUACGCCGUCUAGCUCGAGCUCCAGCUCGGAAUAGACGGCCGAGCUGUAGACAUUUGCACGAGAGACGAGGCUGCCCAGUUAUAGACGGUCAAGCAAAUCUUGUCAGUGGGCAUUUUCACUUAACUGUGCACCUUUAACGGCCGUUUAGCAAUCGUUAUAACACUGACGGUCAAUGUCAAAUCACAUAUAUUAUGUCAGGAAUAUAACGGUUAGACGUUACUGAAACACGACUUAAGUCGCGCUUUAAAGUACAAGUUAAAUGAAAAUGCCCCAGUAGAAAAAUGCGAAAUUCAAACUUUCUAUGAGAUGAUAUUCGUUCGCGCCUACAUUUUUCAAAUUUGCCGCCUUUUUCUACUGACAAGAUCUGCUUGACCAAGUAUAGGUGACGGCUUACCUUAGAAUAGCGGUCGGCAACCUUUUAGCAGCCAAGGGCCACAUAGUAGUUUACGAAGUUGACGCGGGCCGCACUUUGUCAAUAUUUAUGACUUUAUCAGACAUUGUCGUUUUUCAAUAUUACACACAAGAUGGCCAGGGAGGCUCGCGGGCCGCCUGUUGUCAAUCGCUGCCUUAGUCCAUAGUCUAACGCCGUGUAUAAAAACCGGGUCGAGACGAAUGGUGGUCUUAGUAAUAGGGUCCCGUUUUUACCCUUUGGGUACGGAACCCUAAAACGAGGAGCUACGAGAGAAGGGAAUUGCAAAUAAUACACGAUUCAACUAACUGGAAUGUUUUUAAAAAAUGUAAUAGGCGAGUCAUGCAAAUAUGUGUUAUCGUUUUUGGUGAUAUUUCUCAGACUUUUUACAUGUAAUAUGGGCAUAUUGAGCAUGUAUAUAAUUUCAAACUUAAUAUAAAAAAUUAAUGAACUGGAUCAGUUGUCGUACUUCGAGAAGGGAAAGUGAUUGACCUAAUAUGAGAGUAUAGCAGAGAAUAAUACUUUGUUUACUCGAAACAACUUCACGCCAAAACCGAAACCUUUCUGGAAGUUUAUAAAGGGUUUAUUGUUGACCAUUUUCGAUUUUUUCCGGUAUUUAGUUAUGCAUUUUAUUAAGAGUAACUAUUAUCCUUUCUAUGUACAUAUAACGAAUUUUCCCUACUGUUUUCUGUAAAGUGGCAUGAAAAAGGACUCUCAUUCAUCUAAGUGAUAGUGAUAGGACAAGAGAAAAAAGGGCGUCGGCCUAUUUUUUAAGAGUCUUGAAGAGAACAAGACAAUGAUGAUGUAUAAUUGAAAAAUAAGACUAGAAUUUUAGAUGAUAAGUAAUGAUGUAUACCUAUACCUAUAGUAAUUAUUUAUGCAGUAUGUAUAUUUUUACAUAUAGGCAAUAAGUUUAUUGAAUACCUAUAUUUUUUUUAUAUAGGGACUUUGAACCAAAACCAUGUGUUAUCAAAAGUCCAACAUGUGCACGUUAUGAUUUUUUUUUUCACUUUUUACGAGUGUAUUUUACACACACACAUGUUUAUAGUUAAUAUGUAUUAGAUUAGUUUUUAGAUUACAUAUUACGCAUCUCAACUACUCCGAGUCUUUCAAGCUUAAUUUCUUAUUGCAAAGUAGUCAAACUAAUUUUUUUUUUGCUGAACAUAAGCUUUUUACAAUGGUUGUAUUUUAACUGGUCAAAGUAGACUUAUUUUUUUUUCUCAGUUGGUUUGAAUCCUUUGGACGCUGUGAUUGGACGUCAAGAGCGCCCAAAGUCACUAUCAUAAGCGUCAUGGUUUUAAGUAAGGUUUAAAGGCCCAGUAAUUAACAGGCCGCCGGACGGUAACGGCCUGUCAGUUAGAACAAUAUUUUGACAGUUCCGAACAACUGACAGGCCGAUACCGUCCGGCGGACUGUUAAUCAGUGGGCCCCUAUCGCUGUGGCCCAUGCACAUAGCGUGUGAGUGACUCUUAUAAAUGACGUUGCGUUUAAAGAAUUAAAUAUGAACUUGUGCUUUAGGAUAAUUCUAAGUAUAAAUAGACUGGUAAGAUCUCCUGUAAUCUAACAUUUAAAAUAUAUAUGUAGUGUAUUUUCUCAUCACACUUUAUAUUAAUAGGUAGUCUUAAAUAGUCAUAAAGUAGGUAAACGUGUACUUGUCGUGUAUAUAAUUUUUUUUUAUUUGUUUAGGUAUAACUAAUUGUAAGUAUUUUGGAAUAUUAAGAAAUAUUUUCUGGGA
Cydia fagiglandana is the source of this 6285-nucleotide messenger RNA. RefSeq names its product mediator of RNA polymerase II transcription subunit 23 (gene MED23). The coding region runs from base 81 to 4121 and encodes 1346 amino acids. Gene Ontology annotation, biological process: regulation of transcription by RNA polymerase II; positive regulation of gene expression. Lineage: Eukaryota; Metazoa; Arthropoda; Insecta; Lepidoptera; Tortricidae. Gene Ontology annotation, cellular component: mediator complex; transcription regulator complex. The record is from RefSeq and is a predicted model, not a curated record. The transcript has 18 exons.